Messenger RNA from Tripterygium wilfordii, 1886 nucleotides. RefSeq lists its product as uncharacterized. Bases 529 to 1605 code for a protein of 358 amino acids. NCBI's taxonomy places the organism in Eukaryota, Viridiplantae, Streptophyta, Magnoliopsida, Celastrales, Celastraceae. Gene Ontology annotation, molecular function: UDP-xylose transmembrane transporter activity; antiporter activity. The transcript is spliced from 8 exons. Gene Ontology annotation, cellular component: Golgi apparatus. The record is from RefSeq and is a predicted model, not a curated record.
GAAAUUUGCCGGCUUUUAGGUUGUCUGGUUUGUUUUAAUCCGCUACUCAGAAACACUCCUUCACUCACUGGAUUGUGUGCGGUGUGCCAGAGAGAUGGAUGUCAAUACGGGUCUUUCGUAAAAUAAAGUAAAACAAAACCCAGUGGCCAGUGGAGAGGGAGGAGUGAAGUGAAGAAGUUGAGAGAAGGGCGAGAGAGAUGCUUUACAGCCGCCAGCUUUUCAAUUUCAUGGCAAACAAAGAUGUGAGGAAGAUGCUCAAGCGCAAAGAUAGUGAUGCUGGAGAAAGAGGACCAGUGAUAGCUAUGUGUACCGGUGAAGACUCUCUCCCUCUGGAUAGAAUAUAGGGUACCUGCACUUGAUCUUCCAAUGUAGGACAUUUUGGGGAGAAGAGACAAAGGUUUUAUGUUUAUAUUUUGCACUUCUCUGCAUGUGGCUUAAACAAUGGACCAUCUGCUUUCAUGUUUGAGGGGACACCUAUCUGUCGAGUUUUUGAGAAGAAAACUUCAUCAGUUUUUUGAAGCUUGAGAAAUGUCAACCAGGACAAGACUGCGCCUUUUACCCUCCCGACAUGCAUUGGAAGACUUCCGAGCAUCGCUGUUUAACAAAUUUCGCUUGUCUGAAAAUCCAAAACGACAACAGCAACGUAAAUGUGGCCCAGUUGCUGCUCUAACUUUCAACUUUGUAGUUGCUGUUGGUAUUAUUUUUAUGAACAAAUGGGUGCUUCAGGGUGUUGGAUUCCAUUUCCCUAUAUGUCUUACUUUUAUUCACUAUGUGACAAGCUGGGCAUUGAUGGCCAUUUUGAAAGCCUUUUCUGUGCUUCCAGCAUCUCCUCCAACAAAAUCAACCAGUCUGGCUUUAUUUGCUCUUGGCUUUGUUAUGUCUCUGUCAACUGGCCUUGCUAAUGUCAGCUUGAAGUACAAUAGUGUGGGUUUUUACCAGAUGGCUAAGAUUGCUGUUACACCAUCAAUUGUUCUGGCGGAAUUCCUAUGGUUAAAAAAGAGAGUUUCUUUUCUCAAGGUGGUGGCGCUUACCGUAGCAUCAGUUGGUGUUGGUGUGGCUACAGUAACUGAUUUGCAAAUCAGCCUCUUUGGUUCCUGUGUGGCAAUUGCCUGGAUUAUACCCAGUGCAGUAAACAAAAUCCUCUGGUCCAGUCUACAGCAGCGGGAGAGCUGGACGGCCUUGGCUUUGAUGUGGAAAACUACACCAAUCACACUAUUUUUCCUGGUUAUUUUGGUUCCAUUCUUGGAUCCCCCUGGUGUGUUCUCCUAUGAUUGGUGCUUCAAAAACACAAUGCUAAUUCUCAUAUCUGCUGUUCUUGGCUUCUUGCUUCAGUGGUCAGGUGCUUUAGCACUUGGGGCAACAUCUGCAGUCUCUCAUGUUGUUCUCGGUCAAUUCAAAACCUGUGUCGUGCUUCUCGGAAAUUAUUAUCUUUUUGGCUCCAAUCCGGGCACCACGAGUAUCUGUGGCGCAUUCGUAGCUAUUGGUGGUAUGUCUGGUUACACUUAUCUCAAUUUACUGACUACAAGGUCACAAGGAUUAUCGAAAUCUAAGUUGAGCAAGGAAGAUGAGAACGGUCAUGAUGGAUACGGAGAGGAAUCUGUCUAACCCCAGAAUUCUCCACCAAGACAAGUUUCUCUCACUAGAUGAUAAUUAUUCUUUCCAUGUGUUUCUUUAACCUAGCUUUUUGUAUCAUUGAUUCAUUUUUUCGCUUACAAAGCUCUGAUUUAUGAAUUAGCGGCUUUAUCUUGUUCAAUCUUUGUAAAAGAAAAUUAUAUUAAUCUAGGUAUAAGUGAUUAGUAUUAUGCCACUAGCUAUGCUUCACUGGCUUAUAUGUUAAAUCGCUUUUCGACGUUGUAAAUACAAUUGAAGCGGGGAGUUUUCUUGUC